Trichogramma pretiosum is the source of this 2596-nucleotide messenger RNA. Its product is annotated as facilitated trehalose transporter Tret1-like. Gene Ontology annotation, cellular component: membrane. Gene Ontology annotation, biological process: transmembrane transport; carbohydrate transport. Gene Ontology annotation, molecular function: sugar transmembrane transporter activity. The coding region runs from base 595 to 2034 and encodes 479 amino acids. Lineage: Eukaryota; Metazoa; Arthropoda; Insecta; Hymenoptera; Trichogrammatidae. The transcript is spliced from 2 exons. The record is from RefSeq and is a predicted model, not a curated record.
UGCGCGGAGAGCCUCGAGCAGCUCCGAGCGAUGAUCGGUAAGAAGUAAUGUAUGGCCAAGGAGGGAAACGCACGCGCUUACAGCAGCAGAAUACAAUGCGUAUACGUACGUUUACGUACGCGUAUACAAGUGUGUGCGUGCCGUAUAACCGAGAAGAUUCUCCAAGACGAUAAGUUAGUUUGACUGAUAAACGGCUCUCGGGCUUUAUAAAGCCGACUACAGGCGCAUCGAUACUUUCCAUUCCUCGAGCGUCGCGCGUAUAUCGUGGGUUGCUGCUGCUGCUGCUGUAUUUUAUCGAUCCCGAUUUGAUUUUUUUUUAAAUUCGUUGGGAUAUUGUGAUCGAGGAUCCAGAGAGGAGACGUGUGCCGACGAUCGACGCUAAUAAUUUCGAACGGUGUGCCCGAAUGUCGUGUGACAGUGUAUUCAUUUUCUGAUUUCUGCACUUUAUGAUUACGGAGUGAUUUCAAGAUGGCCUGUCAUCCAUAAAAAGGAUUUUGAAAAAAAAGGGCAAAAAAUUGCAAGACAAUUAAAACCUUGAACAGUAUAGUUGCAGAAGUCGGUAGUAGUUUUAGAUCCUAAGAGUUUUUUCGGGAUAUGGAAAACAAGCCACGCACGAAACAAUGGCCACAGUAUCUGGCAGCUAUAACCGCGACCAUGUCCCUGGCCGUGGCCGGCUCACACAUCGGCUGGACGUCGCCGACCCUGCCGAGCCUUCAGGAGGCCUCCUCGCACCUGCCGAUCACCUCGAACGACGCCUCGUGGAUCGCCUCGUUCUACCUGCUCGGCUCGAUUCCCGGUAACGUCGUGGCCGCCUUCAUGGUCGACUCGAUCGGUCGCAAGGCCAGCCUGCUCCUGGCCGGGCUGCCGCUCACGGUCGGCUGGCUGCUGAUCAUCUUCGCCUGGAGUCCCUACGCGCUGUACGCGUCGCGCUUCAUCAGCGGCCUGGGCCAGGGCGUCGUCUACGUCGUCUGUCCCAUGUACAUCGGCGAGAUCGCGGACAAGAACAUCCGCGGCUCGCUGGGCAGCUUCAUCAAGCUGAUGGUGACCUUCGGCGAGCUGUACGCCCACGCGAUCGGGCCCUUCGUCAGCUACGAGUGGCUGGCCUACAGCUGCAUCGUCAUACCCAUCGUGUUCCUCGCCACCUUCAUCUGGAUGCCCGAGUCCCCGUACUACCUGAUAAUCAAGAACAGAAGGCGCGACGCCGAGCGAAGCCUGACCAGCCUCAAGCGGUACAUGAGCAAGGACGACCUCGAGGAGGACAUGGACCAGAUGCAGAAGACGGUGAUACGCGACCUGAGCGAUCGCGGCCAGAUCUGGGACCUCUUCAACACCCGGGGCAAUCGUCGGGCCGUCUUCGUCUCGUUCGGCCUCCAGGUGAUACUCCAGUUCAGCGGCAUAGCCGCCAUCGAGUCGUACACCCAGCAGAUAUUCGACAACGGCAAGACCGAGUCCGAGCCGGGCCUCUCGGCGGGCGUGGCCGUCAUCGUUUUGAGCUGCAUGCAGCUGGUCGGCGGUCUCGCGGCUGCGGCGGUGGUCGACCGAGUGGGCCGAAAGCCGCUGCUGCUCAUCACCACUUUUCUCGCCGGGGUCGUGCUCAGCAUCAGCGGCACCUUCUACUACCUCAAGGACUCGCUGGGCUGGGACAUGACGGGCUACGGCUGGAUCCUCGUCACCUCGAUCAUCUGCUACGAGCUCAUCAUCGCCCUGGGCCUGAGCCCACUGCCCUACAUGAUGCUCGGCGAGCUCUUCCCGACCAACGUCAAGGGUUUCGCCGUCUCGCUGGCCAAUCUCUGGGCCUCCCUGCUGGCCUUCGUCGUGUCCAAGAUGUACCAGGUGAUCAGCGACUCGUGCGGCGUCUACGCGUCGUUCGCCUGGUUCGCCGCCACCUGCUUCGUGGGCAUCGGCUUCAUCGUGUUCGCCGUGCCCGAGACCAAGGGCAAGUCGCUGCUCGAGAUACAGGAGGAGCUCAACUGUCGCCGCGGCCGGCCCAAGAGGAAGAAGUGCAACGAGAUGCAGAUCAGCACGAUCGCGUGAACGAUUGCGCGCAUGAUUUUUGAAAGUAAAAUUUCUCUCGUGUAUUAUGUAUAGGGCCCUCCCCCGCGCGUACGUCGUUACAGAGCCGUAAGUAAGUUUUUUUUCUCAAUAGCAGUUAAGAAUCUCCAAGACGUCUAAUUAAUUGCGCUUCCCGAGUCUAUGCACGUUACGAACGAACGAUUGUAUAUUUUAUAUAAGCUGUAAGCUAUAUAUUGUAAUACGUACACUCAUUUUUAUAGCGAAACGAUAUACCCCGAUCAAUUGUAUAAAUCUGACACACUUCGUUUUUAUUGUUUCUUUUUUUUUUUUAUAUUACAUACGUUUAGUAAUUCAUGAUGUCCGAAUUGAUAUUUCAUUUUUUUCUUCUCUUGCUCGUUGCGUCGCUGCAGUAAUAGAUUGUGAUUUCUGUAUAUAUAUAUCAUCAUCGUGAGGCGAGCAAUGAAAUACAAAUCUGCGACAUCGAUCAAUGUGAGACUGAUUAUACUCUUAACGAUAAUUUUAGUAAACAAAUAAAGAAAGAAAAAAAAAGAUGCUGACAUUGCUCGGCAGUAAAAUUGUAUCC